AUUUCAAGGUGAAGCGAUGAUUGAUUGCAUUGUGACUUGACAUCGACAACUGCUACGACUUUGGCGCAACCUUGCACAUUACAGCUCAACAUGGCUCUCCUCGUUGAUAAGCACCGUCCGCGCACACUAGACACCCUCACAUACCAUCCUGAACUUGCCGACCGAUUACGCUCGCUUGCUGCCAGCGGCGACUUUCCCCAUCUCCUCAUCUAUGGCCCUUCUGGCGCAGGCAAGAAAACGAGAAUUACUGCAACACUGCGCGCGUUAUAUGGCCCCGGCGUUGAGAAGAUCAAGAUCGACAGCCGUGUUUUUCAAACCACCAGCAAUCGAAAGCUCGAAUUCAACAUUGUGUCAUCGAACUACCACCUGGAGAUAACGCCUUCCGAUGUGGGAAACUAUGAUCGCGUUGUGGUACAGGAUCUGUUGAAGGAGGUGGCUCAGACUCAACAGGUCGAUCUGGCAGCCAAGCAACGAUUCAAAGUCGUUGUCAUCAAUGAAGCCGACCAUCUGACUCGCGAUGCGCAAGCUGCCCUCCGCCGAACCAUGGAAAAGUACAGUCCCAACCUCCGCUUGAUUUUGUUGGCCAACAGUACGAGCAACAUCAUCGCUCCUAUUCGAUCACGAUGUCUCCUCGUGAGAGUAGCGGCGCCUUCCGAAGAAGAAAUUGCAACAGUACUGGCAAAAGUACGGAAAGAGGAAAGAUAUCCAGCGUGUGAGGCAUUGGAGCGGAGGGUAGCACAUGAAAGCCAGAGAAACCUUCGCAGAGCUCUACUCAUGUUUGAGGCAGUGCAUGCUCAGAAUGAGAGUGUGAACGAGAAGACGCCAAUCCCACCGCCAGAUUGGGAAGCUCUCAUCGAGGUCAUUGCAAAAGAAAUAAUUGACGAAAGAUCACCAGCGCGGAUCUUACAGGUUCGAGCGAAGCUCUACGACUUGCUUACCCACUGCAUACCGGCAACAACAAUCUUGAAGACUCUUACAUUCAAGCUUAUGCCAAAGUUGGACGACAGCCUCAAAACCGAAGUCGUCAAAUGGAGUGCUUUCUACGAGCACCGGAUACGGACCGGCAGUAAAGUCAUCUUCCAUCUCGAAGCCUUCGUAGCCAAAUUUAUGAGGAUAUACGAAGGUCAUCUGAUGGGCAUGGACCUGGAUUUUGAUGAUUAAAAAACAUGGAUGGGAUCAUGUCGGUCGCGUCUCAAUCGUUGGGUGUUCCCGAGCUCUGUGACGUGUGUGCGAUUUCUCUUUGAUUGUUUCUCGGUCUAAGCGCGGCGUUACUUUCAAGAUUGGCUGGGAAUUAGAAGUGAUUAUACUUGAGCGCAUGAAAUAGGAUGAUGCUUGGUCGCAUCAAGGGGUCGCACAAGAUGUGCAGUUAUGACGCUCAUCGUACCAAUAAAUGUGAAUCGUAACUCCCGAAUUUCUUUGUCGCAUGCAAACAACACCAACGCCGACCAAAGCCUUCACUGUAUCUACCUGCAUACCUUUGACGCCCAGCAGUUUGAGCAUUCGAAGGAUACUAUUGACAGACCAAUCGACGAUACAAAUAUGUCCACUAACCUCAUGGACACCGAGCCUGGUGGU
Dissoconium aciculare CBS 342.82 is the source of this 1575-nucleotide messenger RNA. Its product is annotated as P-loop containing nucleoside triphosphate hydrolase protein. Gene Ontology annotation, cellular component: Ctf18 RFC-like complex; Elg1 RFC-like complex; nucleus. The record is from RefSeq and is a predicted model, not a curated record. Gene Ontology annotation, biological process: DNA repair; DNA-templated DNA replication. Lineage: Eukaryota; Fungi; Ascomycota; Dothideomycetes; Mycosphaerellales; Dissoconiaceae. Bases 91 to 1161 code for a protein of 356 amino acids. The transcript is spliced from 4 exons. Gene Ontology annotation, molecular function: ATP hydrolysis activity; DNA clamp loader activity; DNA binding.